Messenger RNA from Leishmania mexicana MHOM/GT/2001/U1103, 2607 nucleotides. RefSeq lists its product as hypothetical. Gene Ontology annotation, biological process: peptidoglycan biosynthetic process. Gene Ontology annotation, molecular function: protein binding; ATP binding; metal ion binding. The transcript has a single exon. The record is from RefSeq and is a predicted model, not a curated record. NCBI's taxonomy places the organism in Eukaryota, Euglenozoa, Kinetoplastea, Trypanosomatida, Trypanosomatidae. The coding region runs from base 1 to 2607 and encodes 868 amino acids.
AUGAUCCCGCGCGGCGGCACGGGCGUGGCGCGAUGGGCAGCCGGUGCGUUGCGAUGCUCACACUACUCCCCUAACCCAGCGGCCAUCCUCGCCCUAACAGCGCCGCUAUCGACGUGCCGCGUGCAGCUGCUGGGCCACUGGGCGAGGACUGCGCCGCGCACCGCGCUCGGCGCCGGAACCGCUUUGGUAUACCACCAACGCCUCUACGCGAGCACUGCUGCGUCAGGGAGCAGCGGGGCCUCCCAUGGGCAUGACCACCGCUUCAGCGACGGCAAGAGUGGAGCGGUAGGCAGCAGCGGCUCCUCCUCUGCCAGCAGUGGCGCUGGCAGUGGCAGCAGCAUCAACGGCUACGGCGGCGGUAGCGGACCCCGCGGCAGCGGGGCGGCCAAGCAGCAGCAGGAGGCCAAGCGGAUCAAAAAGGUCAAGGCAAGCCGCCGUGUACUGAAGAGCAAGCGCGCAGGACCGAAGGCAAAGGCCGCGUCCGCGCCAGCCUCCUCCUCCGUCUCUGGUGGCUCGUUGGUGACAGCGUGGGCCAGCGCAGCGUCGGGUGGUGCCUCAGCGAGCCCGGGGAGCGGGGCGGGUAGCAGUGGUAGUGGCAGCGGUGGUGGUAUCGUGGCGUCGCCGUCGCUGACCGCAGCUUCUGCCCAGUCGCGCACCGCCGCCCGUCGACGCAAGAAGAAGAGCAGCCGAGUCCCCCCGCCCCCGUCAGACUCGCCGCCAACGCCGGGCAGCAGUGCAGCGGCGAGGAGGUCGAAGCCCCCUUCCACGUGCAAAAGGGCCUCAACCGGUUCCCUCAGCGGCAUCGGCGCAACCGCGAAGAAGGCGGUCACGGUCGCACACGCCGCCUCCCACAGCCGCUCGGACGCCUCUGCCCCGUCCGCCACCGCCGCUGUACGCGCCAAGGCAAAGAAGCGCAAGCGCAUCCGCAUUUGCGUGCUCAGCAGCAGCUACGACGGCACCGACUCGGCAACGGCCGGCGUGGACAACUACUGGUGCACACCGCAGCACUACAUGAAGAAGGACCGGCACAAGUACUCCUUCGCCGAUGUGUCCAUGAAGAAAAUUGACUCGUACCGCGCCGUGCGUAAGCUGGUGACCUCCAAAAAGUACGACGUCUUCUUCAACCUGUGCGACGGCGGCCGUGAUGAGAAGCGCGCCGGCGUAGACGUAGUAGAGGCGCUGGAGGAGCAGAACGCCGCCUUCACCGGCACGGACUCGCGCGGCUUCGAGCCAAGUAAAAUCGACAUGAAGCUGAUGGUCGGGUCGAGCGGCGUCAAGGUGCCCAAUUUUGUGCUGCUCAGCAACGACGAGAGCCUCGCCAAGAAGUGCCGGCACCUGAAGUUCCCAGUGAUCGUGAAACACCUCUCCGGCUACGCCUCCGUCGGCAUUCAAAAAGAUAACCGGUGCGACACACUGGAUCAGCUGAGGACGAAGGUGCGCGGCUUCAUCAAGGAGUACAACCACGCGCUGGUGGAGGAGUUCAUUCGGGGCCGCGAGGGCACCGUACUGGCCUGUGCAGACCCUGGCAGCCCGUUCGGCGUGAAGGUGUUCAAGCCGCUCAUGUUCAACUUCCUGCAGAACAACGACGACUUUGCGUACUUUGAGAAGAAGUGGACGAUGGAGUGUGGCGAUCAGGCGUACGGCUUCCUCGCCUCGUCGGACCCGGCGUACACCGCCAUCACGGAGAUGGCCCGAAACGCGUUCAAGUACAUCAUGAACGGCGUCGGCUACGGUCGCGUCGACUUCCGCAUCGACGAGCUGACUGGGGAGCCGUACUUUCUGGAGAUCAACCCGAACUGCGGUAUGUGGUACGCCCCGAAGGACGGUGGCGACUUCGCAGACGUUAUGGUCGAGGGCGACCCACAUUGGAACCACGAGCGCUUUGUCGCCAACGCCGUGGCGCGGGCGCUGCGAGACCAGGCGGCACGCAAGCCCUGGUACUUCAUCAGCCACGACCGAAACGGGCAGUUCUCCACGCGUGCCAGUAAAACAGUCGCGGCUGGCAAGUGCCUCUUUGGCGACGCUGUGCACCCGAUCCCGGUGGUGGCCAAGUCGCUCUACAAGCUGGGCGAGGAGGAGCCCACAGUCGGCUGUGUCAUCUGCCGCGGCGAUGGUAUUCACCAAGCGGUGGCGCUGCGCCACUCAUGUGAGCCGAACAUGGGUUUUGUGCACGGCCGCACCUUGCUCUUCGCCGCUAAGCGGCCGAUCAACGUUGGUGAGGAGCUCACGGUCGACUACGCCACCCUGCGCGAUGAGUCGAUGCCGCACUUUGUGUGCAGCUGCGGCACUGAGAAUUGCCGUAGUGUCAUCUUUCCUAUGCCGGCAAUGCCGCGCACCGUCGAGGCCAAGACGAUGAAGCGGUUGCUGCGGGAGAAAAAGCAAGUCUGGAUGAAGGAGAAGGCGGACCGCGAAGCGGAGCGGAUCCUCAAGAAGCGCUCUUCACGUGCCACGUCUUCCUCCUCGUCUGGGAGCGGCAGCGGCGGUGGUGGUGCCUCUGCAGGGUCAUCGUCCAACACUGGCCAAGCUAGCAGCAGUGCAAGCGGUGGUGCCAGCUCCAGCAGCGGCAGCGGCAGUAGUAGUGGCAUCAGCGCCGCGGAGAGAAAGUAA